CAGAGCCUUGGUCUACUGAAGCGGUAGAAGCAAGGGCAGCGGCAGAGAUAGGGGAACUGGAGAGGAUUUAAGGAGUUUGCAUCGCCAAUGCCGUCAGCAAGCUGUCGCCACAGAAGCAGGAGAAAGGAGCAGUCGACAGAACAACUCGAGCAGGUGCAGAUCGAGCUGACACCGACUGGGAGCACAUCAUCCUCCAAGCCGAUAGCCACCGGUCACCGCAGCCUAGAGGCUAACGUCGACGUGCCGAAGACGACCUCACACUCCGUCACUGUACAGCUGGACUCGCUGCAGGGGUGGAAGCGAGGUCACAAUGAGAGACCCGUGAUGAUGCGUAAUGAUCAUAUGCACUGGAAGGAGAAAAAAACAUGUGAAUCCUCACAUCAGUGGAGGUCCACCUUAUGGCCACGCCCUGUCCUCCGCUGCAUCAAGUGCAAGAAAGUGAGAAAGAGAGGGGAUAAAGGGGGAUGAGAGAUGAGAGAUGAAGAACUUCGAACAUAAUUUCACUGUAGGGACAUGACACAUGUUUUGGCUGAGGUCCAGCCGACGCCACAGUGCUCGAUUUCAGACCUUAGAAACCAUGGCAUCCAAUCUGGCUUAUUGGCUGGCUGGACACUGCUUCCUCCUAGAUUGAACAACGGCGGUGGCCAGAUGAAUCAGCGGGGGAGGAGAAACUUGUAGGAGGAGAGGAGAUCGUCUGGCUGGAUGCGUUGGCCCCCAAAAACGGCAGUGGCUGAUGGAUGACUUCAUCGGGGAGGAGAACUGCCGCUGGAUCGGAGGAGGUGCACGUUCGUGCGAUGUGAGGAUAUCCAGGAAGAGGAGAAAGCGGUGGCUGCUCCCUCGCGAAGGAUCGCGGUAAGCGGCAGG
Lolium rigidum is the source of this 864-nucleotide messenger RNA. RefSeq lists its product as uncharacterized. Bases 88 to 468 code for a protein of 126 amino acids. The transcript is spliced from 2 exons. The record is from RefSeq and is a predicted model, not a curated record. Lineage: Eukaryota; Viridiplantae; Streptophyta; Magnoliopsida; Poales; Poaceae.